AUGCAGGCAAAUAAUUCAGCUGCCUCUGCGCCCGAUGGUCGCGACGCCGUGAAGCCUUCGGAUGGCGUCAGGGGAACUCCCGCCGCCAACGUCAAUAGCUCUGAUCGCCAGAUACCACAUGGUCAUCAGAGGUUUAUCUUCACCGAUCCGGUCGCCCUCCGAUACCUCGAAGAGGAUCCCUCCACCGAUGUCCUCCACCGUCGAUCGAUCCUUCAAGGCUACGAGAUCUACAUCGUUGAACAGUGGGCGUGCUCGCGCAUCCAUCCUACAUUCAUCAUCUCGACAUACACAGGUGACCCGUCACACAAAGUAAUUGUGGGCGUGCUGAGCGUGCCGACGGACGAGACAACGUGGUCGCCUCGGUUGCGAAUGUACUUUGAUGCAGUGAAACAAUACCAUGCUCGGAAGAAAGAGACCUCCCUAGGAACUGUGUUGGUCACAGACCUGGGCUCGUUCCCUUCUGCUUUGACAGUCAUUCCUGUCCCAGACGGCGACCUCAAGAAACACAGGGAGGAUUUCUUUGUGAACGAGAACCUGAAACGGCUCGGCUGUGCUGGUCGCGCGAGCUUGAAACUGCAGCCCCCCUCAGCGGCAACUGAGGCCAAGUUCCAUCAGCUGUAUCGGACGAGCGAGAGAGUGCCGCUCUACAAUGCGGUCAUUGAGCUGGUCAAGCAGUGCCAAAUUGCCUUGAUGAUAUUUGACAAACUGGCCCCCGAAUUCGUGGACGGCAUGCUGUGCGAUGUGACCGAGGCGGCCAUCAGUGACUGGUGGACAGACAUUGGCACCGAUCUAUACAACGUCGAACCAAGCGAUGGUAUCUUGGGACCUACAAGCGUGGCUGCUCUUCUGGGCACGCUUUUGGGUGCUCGAAAUCGACUGAAUGCCUAUGGAGCUCCUGUGGGGAAAGACGCCUUUGACAUCGAUAAUUUGAAGAGAGGGAUUGGCGGGUUCCAGAAAUCCCAGAAGAUGAACAAGUCACGAAGACUUGACCGGCGAACGCUGGAACGUUUACACCGCGCUACAUCCAAGGCUGCGAAUGCUGAGGGCUGGACUGAUGCCGUCAAGUCAACUAUGGCGGAGCUUAGUGGCCAAGGAGGUGAGAUGGUCAUGGGCAUGGUCCGUGGACGAGAGAAGGGUGGCAUUGCCGACAUUGAGACCCUCGAUCUCGAUGUCUUUGUUCAGUGCUGUUAUGGAUCAAGGGCCAAAUGGCUGUGGCUUGGGAAACCGCGCAAGAGUGGUCCCACUCCCGGGUUCGCCGGUAAGGAAGCGGAUAUGAUGUUUACAACCAAUGAUCAAGGUGGUUAUGUCUGGACGAGUAAGAAGAAGCCUUCGACCGAAGACUUACAUGCCGAGCGUGUCGCCACUGGCCUUGACAAACAAUGGAAGGCCCCCGAAUCAUUGGUCGCCGAGGAGAGAGAUCACCGCAAAAAGGGCGUUAGCGGAAGAGUCUCUGAUGCCCGAGCUGGUCUCGGUCGUUUCAAAGACGCAGUCGGUUUGCCUGGUUUGCGUUCACAUCAUCACAAGCAGUCUCGUGGCGGCUCAGAAUUGACCCACGAUGCGGCCUAUAAUCCACACAUUGACAGCGACAUGGAGGUAUCUAAAUCUAAAAGCGGCUCUGGUGUUGAAAUGGACAGAGAGACAGAAAAGCAUAACGAGCAUGAUGAGGAGGCGCUGACUGCCGUUGCUACUGAAAAUGGGGCCGACGUCAAGCCACCCGAAAUUCACAUCGAAUCUGCCCCGGCAGAAACGGAGCUAAGGGAGACUGAUCAGCUUGCAGAGCUGCAGCCCGUUCAAACGUUCGAUGACGAGUCGUCGGACAUUGAGCGUAUUAUGUCUCGCUCCACCGUGGCUUCAAGUGAUCAGGGGGACGAUCGAGAUGGGCCGGUAUCUGGACUAGCCUCAAUGGCCCUUCGGCGCCCGCAAAGCAGCGAGGAUCUGCGAACUCUGGACGGUGAUAAUGAGCGUCAAGAUGAACGGUGUCCGCGUCACCUUUCCUUCAGCAAUGUUGAAGAGGUGGUACUCAAUUGGAAGCAACUGGGAGGCCAGCUAGUAGUCGAAGACACCGACAAUCUCGAAGAAGCCAUUGACCAAGAAGACAUGCUUGCCUCGGAUGCUCGCAUAUUCAGUACUCGGAUACUAGACUUGAGUGAGCGUACUGUUCCCUGGGUCGAGCGGCAAGUGGAUUCGGUCGACAGUCUUAACAUGAAGCUCUACGAGCGCCACGAGGAGCUCAAUUCAGUCUACCUGGAACGUUUUGGGGAUUACCAGCGUCUGCGCGAACGAUCUAGCGACCUUCUAUCCGAUGAGCAAUCCUAUCUCAGCGACGGCGUGAAACGCGUCGAGCUACUCGGUGCCAAGCUGGAUUACGAGCUGCAUGUCCUCAAAUCCAAAGUUGAGGAUAUGGAAGAAGGCCUCACUGACUUUGAACGGCACAUUGUCAAUGUGGAAAUGCGGGUAAAGGCUCUUCUCCAAGGCGAGGAAGAGCACAGCAUUUCCUGGGUAACAUGGGUGCGGCGAUCUCUUGGCUUCGGAGCGUAA
Penicillium maclennaniae is the source of this 2538-nucleotide messenger RNA. Its product is annotated as putative Sin3 complex subunit (Stb2). The transcript has a single exon. Bases 1 to 2538 code for a protein of 845 amino acids. Gene Ontology annotation, cellular component: Sin3-type complex. The record is from RefSeq and is a predicted model, not a curated record. NCBI's taxonomy places the organism in Eukaryota, Fungi, Ascomycota, Eurotiomycetes, Eurotiales, Aspergillaceae.